AUGGGGUUUUUUAAAAAGAACAGAAAAGGAAACUUUAAUCGAAAUCAAGAAAGUGAAAUAAAAGUGGACAAGAUAAUUCUAAGUGGUAUUUUUUAUAAAUAUUGCGAAAAUGACUUGGUUAUUAAGAAUAAAUUAGAAAAUUUAGUUCCCUAUUUUAAUGGUAGGAUAUAUUUAGAAAAUAAAGAAGAAAUAGGAAAAGUAGAUGAAAUACUUGGACCCAUUAACGAAUUUUAUUUUUCAGUUAAAUUAAAAGAAGGGAUACAUGCAAAAUCUUUCUCAAAUAAUACUCAGUUUUUCAUUGAUCAGUCGCAAACCUUACCAUUAAGUAGAUUUUUACCACAAGAAAAAAAAACCACACAUCAACCAAAAAAAAAAAAAAAAUCGAAUAGAGAAAAAAAGAAAAAUAAUUUUACUCCAAAUGUUAAGAAAUCCAAUAAUUUCUCUUUUAGGGGUCAACAUAAAAAUGAUAGAGGUGGAAGGAAUGAUAAUAAUCGCCGUAACAGAAAUAGUGGGAACUUCAAAAAUGAUAAAAACAAUUUCAAGAACAGAUCUAAUAGUGGUCGUAAGUUUGGAAAUCAAAGAGGCCGUUUUUAG
This is a messenger RNA of Plasmodium gonderi, 594 nucleotides long. Its product is annotated as H/ACA ribonucleoprotein complex subunit 1. The record is from RefSeq and is a predicted model, not a curated record. Bases 1 to 594 code for a protein of 197 amino acids. Gene Ontology annotation, molecular function: box H/ACA snoRNA binding. Lineage: Eukaryota; Apicomplexa; Aconoidasida; Haemosporida; Plasmodiidae. Gene Ontology annotation, biological process: ribosome biogenesis; snoRNA guided rRNA pseudouridine synthesis. Gene Ontology annotation, cellular component: box H/ACA snoRNP complex. The transcript has a single exon.